Messenger RNA from Salpingoeca rosetta, 2860 nucleotides. RefSeq lists its product as uncharacterized. Lineage: Eukaryota; Choanoflagellata; Craspedida; Salpingoecidae. Bases 89 to 2677 code for a protein of 862 amino acids. The record is from RefSeq and is a predicted model, not a curated record. The transcript is spliced from 3 exons.
CACGCCCACGACAGCAGCAGCAGCAACAACAACAACAACAACAACAACAACAACAACAACAACAACAACAACAACAACAACAACAAGCAUGAUGGCCCGACGCGGUGCUGCUGUGAGCGCUGCGGUGCUCCUUAUUGGCAUGCUAAUGUGCGUCAAUGUGCAUGGCGCCGUGUUUACGUGGAAAGAGGACGGAUGCAACACCAACUUCAACAACGACGCCAACUGGGAUGGCGGCGCUCCUGUGGUUGUCGGCCACAACCAGGACGAUGCCGUGACCACAACCGUGUACUUUGGGCCAAAGCACCAAACUGAUGGCUGGAAGCCAGUCACGUCCCUCGUCCAUGCUGGCAAGUACGCGACCAAGCAGGCAAUUGUGUUUGCAGACAACGGCGUGCUGGAGUUUGCACCUCACGGUGCCCAGAUGGUGUUCCACAAGACCCACCCAAGCGAUGUCGACGCCAACACGGACGAUGCUGACGUGACUGUGUUCACCGGUGGUCAGACUUACCGCCCAGAGUGCGACUUUAACUGCCACAAGAACUGGGAGACGUCCUUCAAUACCACGCGCCCGCCGUGCAUGGAGGAUGAUGCAUUCUUCCCAAUGACAUCGUCGUACCACAUUUUCACAGGCUCCUUCGCCCCAAUCACAUCCCUGACGCUGGACAGUGUCCGCGUUGCACUCGCCAACGACGAGCACCUCCCGCCAUCCUUUUCGUCGCCGGCUUACGGGUCAGGCAGCGGCAUCCACUUUUCUCGCGGCAACUCGAGCAUGGAUCGGCUCACGUGCGAACUGGAGGCACAGUUUGACGUCCAGCAGCGCGCCUGCGUGUGCUUCUCAACGUGCCCGUCCCUGGAGCAACAGCUGGCCGACGAAGCGCUGGCGAACGAACUCGCCAUCAUGGCCGUCAACAGCACCCUGAAUGAUGCCCGCAGGCCCAAAGAGAAGCUCGUCGCGUACACGUUCAAGCCUCUGGCCAUUUUGAGCCUGUCGCCAGAGCUUCAGGCUGCCGUGGAACCCCAGCUCAACGCCCUCGGCAGCGCAGACAACGAGGCCGUCAAGCACCACAUGACCCGGCUUGCUGCAGAAGUGCUGCCGGACUUGCGCUUUGCCCCCGGUGCGAGCUGCAACCUCACAUAUGCGCCAUCGUCGGAUACGCUCGCCUUUGCCGCAAGAGUCACGGGCCCCGCCAUUGCUGUUGAUGCGAUUGCCAGCGUGGCUUCCUUCGACACCCUUGCCCCGGGGCCGCGCGAGGUGCUUGAGCUGCUGGCUUGGAGGGCAUCCACCUCACACAUUAGGAACCGCACGGUCGAGGCGUGCCUGCAGGUGAACACCACCAGCGCGUGCGCGUACUUGUCCGGCCUCGACUCUGCCAUGGAUGCGGCCGACCGCGUGGAGACAGCCACGGUGACUGUCGAGUUUAGCGUGGGCGACCUGCUGCCACCAACCAUGCUGACGCGGCUGUUCCAGUCGUACAACGACGACACCCUGCGCAACCUGAUUGCGGACACGCUCAGCGGCACCCCGCCCAUCACCAAGAUCAGCGGUGACCAGGUCCGCAUCAGGCCAGCAGUUGUUGAACGAAGGGAGGUGGCCUCAACGGCAAGUGGCAUGAUUGUCAGCAUCAUCUUCCCCAUGUUGCGGGACAAGGCGUGCACGGCAUCCGACACAUCGCCCGAGUGCACGCUACCAUCCUCCUCGGAGCGCUUCUCAGAGCUAGCCACGUUCCUCAACGCCGCUGUCACCGUGUUCAAGCCGGAGGAGCCAACGUGCCUCAGCUUCACCAGCGGCAUCGACACCAACUGCACCCGCGCCGUGACGCUGGCCGACCUGACGAGCGCUGCGCUUGCAUCACCGCCGCUGCCCCUGAGCGAUUGGAAGGCAAGGGUGGAAACCACGUUCUAUGCCAGCAUUGGCGGGUGCGGCCUGCGGUGCAAUGUUGAUGGCAGCUUCUCCGACGCACAGUAUGAGGCGGAUGUUGCGGCCAUGUUCGACUCGGUCUACAAUCAGGUGCGCACGCUCGUGCUGGCAGUGUUGUCGUCUGCUGAUGACGAUGAUGCCGAUGAUGACCACGAUGAUGAUGAUGAUGAUGGCGACGACGACGACGACGAUGAUGAUGAUAACGAUGGACCCGGCUCAAGGUCCGGGAGUGUGCUGAACGACAGUGAGAAGGUUGGCGUUGGUGUUGGCUCUGCUGUCGGGGUGCUGCUGGUUGCCGGUCUGGUGCUGAUUGUGAUGCGCAACCGCCGCCGCAACCCGCGCGUGGCAGACGCCCUGCGCGACGCGGACAGCAAGAAGAGCGCAGAUGACAGCAAGACCGGUGCGCGACCCGUUGUGUCCUUCUCCAAUCCCAUGUACAACGAGAACGGGGACGUGGAGGAGCUGAACACGCUGUACAACGCAGCGGAGGAUACCGGGCUGUAUGACGCUCCCGCCUUCAACGACUCCUCAACAAAGCAGAACCCCAUGUACCGCAGCUCAGAGGCGCUGCAGGCCAAGGCGAACGAUGCUGAUGGCGGUGAUGGUGGUGAUGGUGAAGGUGAUGGUGAUGGUGAGAAGGACGGGGCGGUGGAGAACGUGGCUGAGAACGAGGCAGAUGAAGGCAGCUACAUUGACGUUGCGCCAACCAACGUGGAAACGCUCGCUGUUCCCACAUCAGUGCAACAGGAUGACGAGUGAUCUCGGAAGGGGGGGGGGGAUGUGAUGAUGUCAGGAGUUGUCUGGCUGGUGGCGUGUUUCAUGCUUCUGGUUGCCGGCUAGUGGUUGCUGGUUGCACCGUGGUUUCUUUCUUCUCUCCGGUGAAGUGGUGACGAUUCACACACACACACACACACACACACACACACACACACACACACACAC